Molecule: messenger RNA, 921 nt
Organism: Esox lucius (northern pike)
Lineage: Eukaryota; Metazoa; Chordata; Actinopteri; Esociformes; Esocidae
Exons: 4
Molecular function (GO): calcium ion binding
Source: RefSeq, a predicted model, not a curated record
CAUUAAAAUGAUGGACUGUUCAUUUCCUUGUCAGUGGGGGAACAUACAAAAUCAGUAGGGCAUCAAAUAAUUUUUUCCCUCACUAAGUGUGCCCAGAGUAAGUCCAAUAUUCAAAGUAAAUACUUAGCGAUCUAGGAUCAGUUUUGUUUUUCAUGUCGUAAUGAAUAUGAUUACAAAAGGAGAAGUCGGACCUGACUCUAGGUCAGUGCUCCUAUUCUAAUAUGCUUUUGUGAACACAGACCCGGGUGGGUAUAAAUUCUGGUCACUUUCCACUGUGUGUCCAUUAUGUUAAGGAUGGGACAGGCAGCAACUCUGCCAUGCAGGAGGGGAACAGCCUAAGCCACAGAGCUCUAUGAGUGGUUUAGAAAGUUCUUGAAUGAGUGUCCAAGUGGACUGAUCACUCUGCAUGAGUUCCAAAGACACUUCUGCAAUGGAACUGUUGGCAAAGGGUUGGCUGAGUAUGCUGGCCAGAUGUUCCGCACGUUGGAUAAUAAUGGAGUAGGCACUAAUAGAAAACUUCUUAGCUUCAAAGCUAGAAUCUUUUGGUCAGGCAUGCUGUGGAACCUUCAGGCACUGCACUGCAUUUUACCCUGCUGCAUUAUAGCAGCCAUUACUAGACAUCAAUAUGGCUCUCUAAUUCCCCAACAAGGUUUUCUUUUGUCGAGCGUGGCAGCCUCAUUCAACGAGCCUAACCCACUUACAGCCAACAAAUGCACCAACAGGAUAUUUUUUCAGUUGGAUAAGGACAGCAAUGCUGUCAUCAGCUUGGAGGAGUUCAUUGAGGGGGCCCUGGAUGAUGAGUGGACCAGGGAAAUGCUUGAGUGUGACCCUAACAUUGUGAAGGUGAACUGGCCUACCAAGGGGCACAACCACCUGGAGUAAUACCACAGAGAAGUGACCUUUAUUUCAUCCUACCUUGGA